AUGCAGCUGGUGGCGCCGAGGAAGUCGACGUGUACCGCGGCGGUCGGUGGACCUGUCAUCCUUGACAGCGUUCGUAUCAAGACAUGGACCAGGGACAUCGGCUCCAGGUUGCGCCUUGUUCCGUGGGCUCCAGUGGUGCUCUGGGCGUGCCGCACACGGCCCGCUCUGCGGCGCGUCCGCCGAUGGGCUCACCCACGGAUGAGGGUCUUCGGGAUCUCAGAUGUGCAUACCGACUGGAAGGAGAACCUCGACCAUCUGGCAGCGCUACCUGUCGGGCCCUUCAAGCAGGAUGCGCUGCUAGUGGCAGGCGACGUCUCUCAUGACCUUGGAGUCCUCAAAAGAACCAUGGAGCUCUUGCUGCAGCGAUUUGCGCACGUCUUCUUUGUGCCUGGCAAUCAUGACGUCUAUGUCAGCAGUAGCAAGGACAGCAUUGAGUGCUCGCUGGAGAAACAAGAGAGGCUGCUGGACGAGUGCACCCGCAUGGGAGUUUGGACUCGACCUGUACGCUUUGCUUCCGAGAAGCUGACCAUCGUGCCCCUGCUGUCAUGGUACCAUAAGGAGUUCGACUCAGAGCCGGACGUCCCCGUAUGGUCGACAGCCGCAGCGCGAAGACACAGUCGGACAGCGUUGCUCGGGGACGAGAUCGAGUGCAGCUGGCCUAGCUGGCUCGGCUCCUCGGCGGCAGAGCGCAACCUCAACUUGGCGCGGUUCUUUGAUGCAGCAAACGACAACCAUGUGACGAAGGAGGCCUCGUCGAACGUGCAGUUGGUGAGCUUCGAGGAGGCGGUGGCAGCAAGGAAACGCGGUGAGCAGGUGGUGUCCAUGUCUCACUUCUUGCCGCGGCUGGAGCUUCUACCCGAGAAGCGCUUUCUCUACUUCCCGCAGUUGACUCAAGCCUCCGGCUCCCGCUUCCUCGCGGAGCGCCUGGCACGCCUCCAGCCAACGCUUCACCUCUUCGGCCACACGCACUUCGCAUGGGACCAGACACUGGAGGGUGUGCGCUUCCUCCAAGCCGCGCUGGGCUCACCGGCGGAGCGCCAGCUCCGGAAACGGGUGCUGCACCUGGAGGGUGGGGUCCCCACACUUCUUUGGCGGGGAGCCGGGGCCCCGCUGCCUGCGCCCAAAGCGGCGCUGUGGUCGGACUACUACGCUCGCUAUCGCCGGGAGCCACGCAGCCCUGUUCCGGGACCGUGGCUGCGCUUUGGGCGGCGGCGGCGCAAGUCUCGGGUGCGGCAGGACGCUGACGCCGGAAGUGCCACGGUGUGUCUGGUCUGGGACUUGGGCGAAGAGCCAGACGAGCAGAUGGAGCUCUUGAGCUCGGAUGAGCGACGUCGGGCUGAGAGUUUCAGCUCUGAUGGUGCGAGGAAGCGAUUCGUUUGGAUGCGCGCUUCCUUGCGAUGCCUGCUGGCGGAGCGCUUGGGGCUCGACGCAGCGAGCAUCAAGUUUCAGUACGGCAUGCAUGGCAAGCCGUCGUUGGCCAUGCCUCUGGCUGCGCAGCGCUGCAGUUUCAGCGUGUCGCAUUCUGGAGAGGUGGGCGCGCUCCUGGUGUAUUCGCCAAAGCAGACGGGUCCAGGAGAGGCCUUGCCUGUUGGAAUCGAUGUCGAGCUACAUCGGCCAAGGCCUUUCCGCAGAUUGGCCCAGCGAUUCUUCACGGCUUCUGAAGUGUCGGCGUUAGACGAGGUGUCCUCGGAUGCUGCCCAGGCCCCCGGCUUAGCCGAACGCUUCUUCGGGAUGUGGACGAAGAAGGAAGCUUGGCUCAAGGCCAAGGGCACCGGCCUCGCAGGCGGUCUUCACAACUUGGACUGCUCUGCGACGGGAGAUGUGGAAGCGACGAUGGAGACGGCUGUCUCCGAGCCAGUGAAGUACACCGUGUCCACGUUGCAGGAGAUUCCUCUGCAGCAGUACAGCUUGUCCAUUGCUUUGCCAUGUGGCACGCCGUUGCGCUUUGACAACAUGUCAAAGGUGGGCUGGCCGUACAUGCUGCGCGUUUGCAGGGCAGCGUGUGCAGAAAAAGGCUGGAAGGUGAUCAGCUAUGGCAUUCGGACGCAGCCAGGAAAGGCGUUUGCAACUGCGUCGAAAUCCUCAGAGCGCUCGGUCUCGGAGCCACGCUGGGACGGCGCCGUUCGAAGUCGUGUCGCGCCCACAUGGCAACCAUCAGAAGGACCAAGCAACGUACAAGCGAUUGUGAUUGCAAUGACUGAGAAAUCUGUGGCACUGAUCCUUUGCACGUGGCUGCCUUUGUGUGGAGUCCUCCACGCAGCGCAGCUGGAUGCGACCUUGCGAAGGAAGAAGGGCGACGAUCCCUUCAUCUUGAGGUCAGCGUAUCCAUCUACAAAAAUCCACACAGUGCACACGGAUUAUAGCGGAGCCCCGCCACCUUCGCCGGUGGACCAGACCAUUGCACGGCCACCCAUUGUGAACGGUGAUCCUUACAGCGAGCCCGUUUGGGUGGACGCCUCCAUGGCUCAAGGCACCGCGUUUGGUUCGCAACUGCAUCUCCUCUGCCUGACAUGCAGUGGGCAAGAGUGGCCCUUGCAGGUGUCGGACUUCUUGGACACUUGCAAGCAGUCAGACAUGGAUGGUGUGCCCCAGCCACACAACGUCCUCCUGUCAAAAGGGCUGCUGCACCAGUGGAAUCCAGCUAUGUUUGUUCUAUUUGUUUCACACCAGUGGCUUGGCGCGAGACAUCCCGAUCCCUAUGGCCAGCAUGUGACAAUUCUGCGGCACGCGCUGCAUGGGAUGAUCAGCGGGUCUUUGCAGGUGGAGGAAGACUUGAUUUCCAUGCCAAGUGGGAAGGAGUUGACCACUCGGACGCGAAAGCAGAUUGCGAAUGGGUACCUGUUUCUGGACUGGUUUGCGAUCCCCCAGAUCACAGCUCGGCAGGCCGGUGUGAAUGAAGAAGCAACGAGGACAGAUGCCGCAUUGGCAGUGAAGAGUAUACCCUCCUACGUGGAGCUUUCAAACCUGUUCGUGGCUUUGGUGCCGGAGCUUCUGCACACAGACACGAAAGUGCUGUGCAACUACACAAGUUGGCUGUCGAGAGGCUGGUGUAGGGCCGAAUGGUGGUGCCACCUGCUCUCCAACAAGCCCGACACCAGCGUGAUUGUAGUGUACUCUCCACGGGAGGCAGAAUUCAUGUUCCCCCUAAACUGGCAGCAGCAUAUUGUCGUCGAGGGCAACUUCACAGUGGAAAGUGAUCGGGAGACGGUGGUGAAGCUUGGGGAGGCGGCACUGGAUAGCAAAAUCAACUACCUGUCGGCUGCAGGGCCAUUGAGUUUAUACCGCUACUACCUGGCACACCGACCCAAGUUGCUGGGCCAACACAAGGAGACCUUUGACUUGGACAUGCUUCUGCAGACCUUUCGCUACCAAAGCCUGCAGGAUGCCGUAAAGGAUGAGAGCAGUGUGAAUGCUCUUCUCUGCGCCAUCUUCGCUGGCGACAUUGGAUUGGUUAGAUUGCUCGUGGAGCACAGGGCCGAUGUGAACCGGAGGUUAACGGGCCUAACCAGGCUCGGCUACUCUGAUAGCCAGACCCUGCUUAUGGCAGCCAUCAAGUCGCAACAAGAGCCGCAGAUGCUGUCAACUCUUAUCGAGCUCCGGGCAGAUGUGCAUGCUACCACCCGGGUUGGCCUGGGUUGCGCAUACUUGGUGCGAACGCCCAAGCAACUGCAAGUGCUCAUUGAAGCCGAAGCUGAUCUGCACACAUCACAUCUACCCAUGGGCUUGAGCCCACUGUGCGGUGCUGCCGUGUGGUCUUGCCCAGAGACCGUUGCCAAAAUGUUGCAAGCACGCUGUGACCCCAAUCCGAAGCCCACUGGAGCAGGCUACUUUCCACUUCAUGCAGUGGCCCUGCUGUCUCGUGGCCGAGCAUGUGCAGUGGACGUUGCGCGUGUGCUCCUUGAGGGCCGGGCGGAUCCGAACGCACAGGCGAGCCCCAACGGCAAAUUCUUGUUUGCAGCGCGUCUGGCUGGCGCCUACUCGAAGGUCGUUGGUUUUGCGUCCUGCUCUAUAGCGACAAAGACGUUGGCGAGCUUACCUGGUCUGACACCGCUUGGGGCAGCUGCGCUGGUCGGGGAUGAAGCUUUGUCCAAAACUUAUUUGGAGAAUGGGGCAGAGAACAUCGCUAAUGAGAGAGGCGGCGAAUGUCGCUCUGAGGAUUCGGAAGUGCAAUUUAUGCGAGACACAAAUAGCAGAGGCGCAGCGGCCGCCUCUGACACUGCCAGCUCCAGCAAGUCGUCAGCUUCCGCAGAUGCAUCUGCAAACGACACCGGCGCAGCGGCCGCCUCUGACACUGCCAGCUCCAGCAAGUCGUCAGCUUCCGCAGAUGCAUCUGCAAACGACACCAGCGAGAAUCAGACUGCAGGAUCUGCAGGGAGUUCCAGUCGAAGUUGA
Molecule: messenger RNA, 4392 nt
Organism: Symbiodinium natans
Lineage: Eukaryota; Dinophyceae; Suessiales; Symbiodiniaceae
Source: the annotation of a GenBank genome assembly